AUGCACUCCGCGCUCAAUCGGUUUCAGAGCGUCUUUGGAUUCUUCACCACAGUUGCAUUUCUGCUGAGUGCCCUAACAGCGCUGACCGUUGUAUUGAGUCCUGCGGAUCCGGUUACGAACGUUGAGCUUUCGAACAUACAAGUAAUUAAGGGACGACCGCAUUACUAUGCAACGAAGCGCGAGGAAUAUGCACAGAUUAGAUUCGAUCUUGAUGCUAACCUAACCUCCCUCUUCAACUGGAACACCAAGCAACUCUUCGUCUACGUCCUCGCCUCCUACCCUACAUCACCCUCUUCUUCGUCAAACCUAACCACCGAAUCCAUAAUCUGGGACACCAUAAUCCCAGCCACCGAAUCCCCUUAUUCCAUCCCCGCCCUAACCCGCCGUUUCUUCCCCUCCAAAAAGUCGAAAUCCUCAAAAUCCUCCAAAACGAGCAAAAACACAUCCACGAACUCUAAUAAAAGUUCCAAGAAACCAGGCCUCCUCCGCCUCCGUAACCAAAAGAACAAAUACCAAAUUACAGAUAUAUCCGGCCGCAUGGCUGAGCGUGAGAAUGCGCAGCUUGUCGUGGCUUGGAAUGUGCAGCCGUGGGUGGGGGCACUGAUGUGGAGUCCCCACAGCAAGGUUGCGGAGAAUAUUGGCGGGGCGUUGGGUGGACUUCUUGAUAUGACUAUUAUUACCGGGGGGAAGGGUGGGAGGAGUAAACCAUUCAACUUCCCCGCGUUGAAGGGUUCGAAGAGGAGGGAGGGAGACAACAGCGGGUAG
Molecule: messenger RNA, 765 nt
Organism: Blastomyces dermatitidis ER-3
Lineage: Eukaryota; Fungi; Ascomycota; Eurotiomycetes; Onygenales; Ajellomycetaceae
Product: microsomal signal peptidase subunit
Exons: 3
Coding region: 1-765 (254 amino acids)
Biological process (GO): protein targeting to ER
Cellular component (GO): signal peptidase complex; membrane
Source: RefSeq, a predicted model, not a curated record